Messenger RNA from Endocarpon pusillum Z07020, 3906 nucleotides. RefSeq lists its product as uncharacterized. The record is from RefSeq and is a predicted model, not a curated record. Gene Ontology annotation, molecular function: protein binding. NCBI's taxonomy places the organism in Eukaryota, Fungi, Ascomycota, Eurotiomycetes, Verrucariales, Verrucariaceae. Bases 1 to 3906 code for a protein of 1301 amino acids. The transcript is spliced from 2 exons.
AUGUCAAACUCGAAAAGCUUCCUCCACCGAAUCUACCCGAUUGACACGAACGACACCGAGGGCGAAGUGGAUAUCAUUGCUGUCCAUGGGCUGGAUCCUUUGAACAACCCAUUACAUGCCACUGAGACGUGGACUGCUGCCAACGGCAAUCUCUGGCUCAAGGACUUCCUACCCCUGCGACAGCCACGUAUCCGAGUAUUCUUGUACGGAUAUAACUCAAGUGCCGUCUUCGGUGCUUCUAUCACGGGCGUUAACGGCGCGGCGGAGAACCUUCUCAAUUACCUGCGCCUUGAGCGACAACUCGACCAAAAUCGACCCAUUGUAUGGGUGUCUCACAGUCUUGGUGGCCUCGUGGUCAAGAAGGCAAUUAUAAACGCAUACGUAAGUGGCGACUACUACAAAAGUAUUCACGAUGCUACCAGAGGCGUCAUCUUCUUUGGGACGCCACAUCGUGGGGGCAACUUUGCUACAUUGGGUGAUCGUAUGGCACAGAUCUGUCGCGUUGUGACCGGAAAUGUCAGGAAUAAUAUCAUGGAGACCCUCCGGAAGGAUUCCAUGUUCGCGGGUGAUAUUAACAAGGAUUUUGCACGUCGAGCGGCCGCGCUGGAGUUACGAGUUGUAAAUUUUAUUGAGAAUCUGCCGAUCGCAAGGCAUCUCGGCCUGGUUGUUCCUCAAAGCUCUGCCGCGCUCGACUGGCCGGAGCCCGCCGAGAUUAAACUCCACCUAGAAGCGACACACACGGCAAUGUGCAAAUUUGGCGAAAGAAAUGAAAUGUACAAGCUAGUCGAGGAUAACGUGUGUGAGCUGCUUACAUGGUCAAUCAACAGCGCGAUUGCCAGCACUCAGCAGGUUCAGCUACUCCCAAAGUACCCCCAUGCUACUGAAGCAUUCCUUGAUCCAGCACUACUUCCGAUGCCAGGGAAUGUUCUACUGGGUGAGAACGCAUUGCUUAGGCUUGGUCCACGGAUGAAGUACGAACCCUCGAUGGAAUCGUUGACUGGUGGUGUUGCCAAAGACCAUAAACUCGGCGGCAGCAGUCCUUGGUUGAGUAAGCUGGCUGGUCUGCGUCCGUUCUCCAAUCUCUCGAGUUUUAGGCCUCCCGGAGCGAAGUCCACGACGUCCGAUAGCUCGACGGACACCAUGACCGCAUGGCCCAUACGUAUGCUACCGCAUCCGCGCCCAACCAGCAUAGUGAGGCGUGCGCAAUUAUUUGAAAAACUCCUCGUGGCGUCUGGAGACGGUCCUGUUGCACUUCACGGCAUCGGCGGCGUCGGGAAGACGCAGUUGGCCGUGAGACUGGCUUAUUGGUUUCUGGAUCGAGACCCUGAAUUUUCCGUCAUCUGGAUUCACGCCGCAAGCGUAGAGACUUGUGCUGAGGGUCUGAGAACGUUUGCCAAGAAAUACGGAAUUGUUGAUCCUCAAAACAAUCCAGUCUCAGACCAGCAUUUCCCAAGGACCUCGCUUGUGAAGCUGCUACGUUGCGUACGGACUUGGCUUGGGCGCGCACCAGUGCGUAAAUGGCUGAUCGUCUUUGAUUCUGCCGAGGAGGGAGACGCAUUAACAUCUCCACUGACUGAACUUGGGCUUUCCUUAGAAGGUGACGACGUUCAAAGCCUUUCAAUCAUCGACUGCGUACCAGCAGGUGGCUUCGUUGUCUUUACAACUAAGAGUCGCGCAGCAGCGGCAAAAUUCUCGCACCUCAAAUUUGGAAAAAUGCCCGAAGCUGGAAAAAUGCUCGAAGUUGGAAGAUUCUCUCUUGAAGAAGCCACGCUUAUGCUGGAAAUGGGUCUCGACGAUGACCUCCUGAUGGGCACUCCAACGGUACCUCAACAGAGGUCAUUGACACUAGAUUUCGGGAAUGGACUCAUUGAGGACAAGAUCCCGCACGGCGUCCGUCAGUAUCGCACAGACCGAGCCUCAGAGCUGGCUGAAAAAUUGGAUUGCCUUCCACUAGCUAUAUCUCAAGCUGCCGCCUUCAUGAAUAAAAACCGAUUAUCAACUGCCGAUUAUCUUCAGAGAAUGACCGCGUCCAGCGAUGAGAUGCUCGCAGAGCUCAUGGCCCGGCCCCAACCAUUAGAGACGCAAAUGGGCGUCCCAAGGUCCAUUUACGAUACAUGGAGGCUCUCGUAUCAGACCAUCCAGAGCCAUAAACCUCUAGCUGUCGAUGUGCUGGCCUUCAUGUCUUUCUUAGAGGAGGAUUCGAUUAUCCUUAGUCUUCUUCAAGCAGCAUUCUGUGUCGGCACUGAUGUGAAACUAGUCGAUGCCCUAGGUGAGCUCCGGAAUUACGAAUUGAUUCACUCAGGUUCCGUCCCGGACAUUUUUACCAUGCACCGCUUGGUUCAAGCAACCACGAUAAAGUGGCUCAAGGAGCGCAAAAUCAACGUGCAGUGGGCACGAGCAGUAUUGAUGACAAUCGCAGACAAAUUUCCAAAUCCUGAAAACAGUACUUCGUGGCCAGAGUGCGCCGCAUGGCUUCCACAUGCCAGCAAAAUACUCCGAGUUCCACUUUUCGAGACGGCCGCCGACAAAGCUGCUUUGGCUACUCUGCACUUGAAAGUAGGCCACUACUAUUUCCAAACGGGUCGGUGGUCAGAAGCACAGGCAUCUACAGAGAUCGCUAGCAAUCUCAGAACCGAGAUUUUUGGACCAUUGGAAAUGCCGACACUAGAGGCCAAGGACCAACUAAUCCAGAUAGUCCGACAACUUGGCCAAUUUAACCUGGCCGAAGCGACAGCUCGGGAAGUGAAGCGCUACAGAAAACGCCAGCUUGGUAUAAAGAACGAACUCACUUUAAAAAGCUACGGUGUGCUUGGUAUGACGCUCGAUGAUCAAGGCCAAUAUGCUGAAGCAUUACGGUACGCAGAGAAAGCUUUGAAAGGGUUCCAAGACUUACAUGGAGCUACCGAUCCGCUACAUCCAGACAUAUUGAUUAGUACGUAUCGCUUAGGGGCGUCGUACGAGCUGAUAGGGAAUUUCUCAAAGAGUGAGACACUCCUAUCUGAAGCCUUGCAGGGCCUGAACCAGCGAGGCCAAGGAGAGACGCAGCACGUAUCUGAAGUAUUGCAUCGGCUUUCACAUCUGCAGCGAGGGCUUGGCAAUUACCGCGAAUCCGAGGAGAGCGCACUUGCUUCAAUGAAAAUGCGGCGCAAACUGUUGGGUUGGGACCAUCCAGAUACUACGAAGGCGUACUUGAGCGCAGGCUGGUCUAUUCAAUGUCAAGAACGGUACCAGGAAUCUGCGGACGUCUUUACGGCCGUAGUUCAAAUAUGCAAACCAAAGAUCGGCGCACACCAUGCUGACACUUACACCGCAUCCUACUUUCUCGCCGAGUCACUAAAAGGUUUGGGAGAAUUCGGGCAGGCCAAAGAACUACAUUCUCGGGUUUUGAUGGGCAGGAAAAAGGCCCUGCGAUCCCAUCACCCAGACAUACUCACGAGCCAAGUUGGCCUCGCCGGUGUCCUCCUUAUCCUCCGCGACUUCAAAGAAGCUGAAGAGCUGACGCUAGAGGUGUACAAUUUCCUAAAGAAAGAAGGCAAGAUCUUCAAGGAAAGGGCGGCAAUAGCCUGGACCUGCAUGUCCAACAUGGGCCAGCUCCACUCAGACCGAGCCCUUCGUGCUGGGAGUGAAUCCGAAAGGAAGACGCAGUGGAAAGAAGCAAUCAAAUGGGCUCGCCAGCUGGUAGAAAGCCAGGAACACGUCCUUGGAUCGCGGCAUCCAAAAACCAUCAAGGCAUCGCAGACGCACACGAAAUACCUCAAUGGCAUGUCAGGUAGACGGCAUUCCACCAAUAGCAGCAUACCUGACAGUACGGUUGCAAACGUGACACCCUUUUCAAGGAUGACCCUUGCAGAACAGGAAGACGAGAAGACGCCUCUUUAUCAAACAAAAUCUAUGGAAGAAAAGUGA